Molecule: messenger RNA, 2230 nt
Organism: Chlamydomonas reinhardtii
Lineage: Eukaryota; Viridiplantae; Chlorophyta; Chlorophyceae; Chlamydomonadales; Chlamydomonadaceae
Exons: 9
Coding region: 469-1641 (390 amino acids)
Biological process (GO): protein modification process
Cellular component (GO): cytoplasm
Molecular function (GO): biotin--[biotin carboxyl-carrier protein] ligase activity
Source: RefSeq, a predicted model, not a curated record
GGCGCUCUCAAGGCGAGGCCCAACAAUCGUGCACUGCCAAACCCUUGCUCCACGCUUACGCUCUUCCUUCAUGCUUGCCUUGCUCAUGAGCCUGCUCUAACUACAUAGAAACACACUGCGCUUGUCAAUUCCGCCAUGCACCGUGCGCUUGCGGGCUGCCUACGCCACCAGCACGCCGCCGCGCGCGCGCGGCCUUCGAGCUCCCCAGGCCGCUACUCCUCGGCCUGGCGCCCCCUACCUAACCGCCACCUGCGUGAGAGCUUCCCGACUAGCAACCCUAGCCUCCCAAAUCCGUGCUACACCAACAGCGGCGCUUCCCAAAGGACCCACUGCACUCGUCGCACCAGUGCCAACCCUACCGCGGCGCCUUUCCCAGUCCCGGCACUCGCCUCAGCGCGGCAAGGGGGCGUCCCCGCACCAACCGCCUCAACUGCCAGUUCGCAACCGCACCUAGCCCGCUGUAACCGCAUGGCCACAGCCGCCGCGGCCGUUGCGGCGGGAGCAGGGGGUGGCGGCGGCGGGGAGGAGGGGCCGACGCACGUGCUGGUGGUUUGCGGCACACCCGAGGACAGCCAACGUAUUGCGGCGGCGGUGAAGGAGAUCGCCGCCUCCAGCCCUGGCCUGAUGUUCCACACGGACGCCGCCUCGCUGCCGCCCGCCGCCUGGCCCGCCUUCGAUGCGGCGGCGUGCACGGCGCGCCUGCACGGCAGUAGCGGCGGCGGCGACGGCGGCGGUGGCGGCGGUGGCGCUGACGGCAGACACGGGCGAACCAUUGGUCGGGCGCUGCUGGUGGCGGGCGUGAUGAGCUCCACACAGGAGCUGCUGCGCGCGCACGGCUCGGCCCUGGGUGACGGCGCGGUGGUGGUGGCGGACCGCCAGACCAGCGGCAAGGGCCGCGGCGGCAACCAGUGGACAUCGCCGCUGGGCUGCCUCAUGUUCUCGGCCCUGAGGCGGCUGCGGGUGCAGAGCCCGGCGCAGGCGCCCUUCAUCAACUACCUGGUGUGUCUGGCCGUGACACGCGGCGUGCGGGCGGCGCUGCAGUCUCUGGCGCUGCCGGCGCUGGACGUGCGCAUCAAGUGGCCCAACGACAUCUACGCCUCGGGCGUCAAGAUCGCGGGGGCCCUCAUCCACACCACCUGGCAGGGCAACUGCUUCAACGUGAUCACCGGCAUCGGCCUCAACGUCAACAACCGCCAACCAACCACCUGCCUGGACGAGCUGCUCGAGAAGGCGGCGGCGGCGGCGGCUGGGCCGGCGGCGGCGGCUGGUGCGGCGGCUGGUGCGGCGGCGGCACCGCUGGCGCCGCUGCCGCGGGAGGUGGUGCUUGCGGAGAUCCUGAAGGCCAUGGAGGAUGUGUUCAAUACCUUUGAGCGCGACGGCUUCGCUCCCCUGGAGCCCGAGUACCUGGCCGCCUGGCUGCACAGCGGCCAAGUGCUGGACUUUGACGACUCAGACCCCACGCAGGCGCAGGCGCAGGCGCAGGCGCAGGCGCAGGCGCCGGUGCGGCUGGCAGUCCGCGGCCUGUCGCCCGCCGGGUUCCUGCUGGGCGUCGACGAGGCGGGGCAGCGUUACGAGCUGACGCCCGACGGCAACUCGCUGGACAUGAUGCGAGGCCUGCUGCGCCGCAAGCUGCCCGCAUGAGGGCUGGGCGGGGCUUUGACAGCAGGGAGGCGGCGGGGAGGCGGCUGGGAGGCAGGCGUGGCACGGCGUUUGUUCAAGACGCAACAAGCAGUCAAGCGGUGAACCUGUCCAAUGGGCCCUGCCGGUCGGCGGGUUAGUUGCUACAAACCGCGCCAGGGUGAAUAAUUUGGAUGUAUGUGAUAACUAACAGCGCGGACGCCACGGCAGGCACCGCUUAUCUUGAGCCGUUGGACGCGUGAUUGGGAAGAAAUGACACAUGGGGUGCGUGAUGUGUAUGUGUGUGUUUGUGCGUUAUUGGUUCUCGUGACAGCGGUAUUGUGUGUGGCCGGGGCUGUGGUUUCAAGGGGGAGGACGCGCACAGGCAAAGUGCAUACGGUAGUCCAACGGUGCGGUGGGUGCGGCGGGUGUGGUGGACGCAGAGUGUGUUUGGUGCGCUAGGGUGCGGUGGGAGUGGUGGAUGCGGGGACACCGCACGUGUCGCACCCAGUACGGUGGUGUUGACCACCGCGCGAUACUGCAGGCGGGCGAGGCGCGGAGCAAUGGCAGGCUCCGGUCGAAGGUCCGGUCGCCAGAAUGGAUGAACGCAGGA